This is a messenger RNA of Sphenostylis stenocarpa, 795 nucleotides long. The record is from the annotation of a GenBank genome assembly. Lineage: Eukaryota; Viridiplantae; Streptophyta; Magnoliopsida; Fabales; Fabaceae.
AUGGAUAAUAAACCCACCACCAACAACAACCGUCACUCCUACAUCAACGAACAAGAUGACUCUGAUGCAGCUCAAGAAAACAUUGCCGACUCCCCUCCUUCUUCCUCUCUCUUCAACAUCGAUGGCUUAGUCACCUCCCCCACUUCCUCAUCAAAGAGAAGGAGGGCAAUACAGAAAAGGGUGGUGCAAAUCCCAAUCAAGGAGACAGAAGGGUGUAGGCUAAAAGGAGAGAGCAACACCCCACCGUCGGAUUCAUGGGCAUGGAGAAAGUACGGGCAGAAACCCAUCAAGGGUUCACCUUAUCCCAGAGGGUACUACAGGUGUAGCAGUUCGAAGGGGUGCCCGGCACGGAAACAAGUGGAAAGGAGCUGCCUGGACCCCACAAUGUUGGUCGUCACUUACUCCUCCGACCACAACCAUCCCUGGCCAGCUUCUAGAAACAACGCCAGGCCCACAAAGAAGCCCGAGCCCGAGCCGGUCACGGACCCGGUCGAACCGGAGCCGGAACCGGAGGAGAAGUUCGCGGACCUAGGCGGGGAGUCCAUGAUCACGACCGCGGACGAGAUGGGGUGGCUGGGGGAGAUGGAAACGACGACGUCCACCGUUCUCGAAAGCCCAAUUAUGGCCGUAGGGUACCAUGCUGACGUGGCGUCGGCGUUGCUGCCGAUGAGGGAGGAGGACGAGUUGCUCUUUGCCGACCUCGGGGAGCUGCCGGAGUGCUCCGUCAUGUUCCGGCAGGGGCUUCUGGCGGAGCAGCGGCGGUACACGGCGCCGUGGUGCGGGACCACAAGUUGA